This is a messenger RNA of Serinus canaria (Common canary), 3444 nucleotides long. RefSeq names its product MAPK activated protein kinase 3 (gene MAPKAPK3). Bases 750 to 1910 code for a protein of 386 amino acids. Gene Ontology annotation, molecular function: calcium/calmodulin-dependent protein kinase activity; mitogen-activated protein kinase binding; calcium-dependent protein serine/threonine kinase activity. The transcript is spliced from 11 exons. Gene Ontology annotation, biological process: toll-like receptor signaling pathway; protein autophosphorylation; intracellular signal transduction. Gene Ontology annotation, cellular component: nucleus; cytoplasm. Lineage: Eukaryota; Metazoa; Chordata; Aves; Passeriformes; Fringillidae. The record is from RefSeq and is a predicted model, not a curated record.
UCAUGGGAAUGAGCCUGAGAGCAGGCAGGCCGUGUUUAGCUCCUGACUCAGGCUUUCACUCCCUACAGUUUCAUUUGGCAGCUGCUGAGCCUCCUCAGCCUCUCCAUCCGUUUUCUGUCCUGAAUCAGGGGCAGUGCAGUAAUGAGUGCUGCUAAUAAUACCCAGCUAUGCGAAGAGAGAGGUGCUGAGGGCCAUCUGAGUAUCCUGAGUAUCUGCCCACCCGUCUCAGUACUCUAAGGGCCAUCUCAAAGGGCUGGGAAUGUCAGCCUGCAGGCACUCCUUGACCAGUUUGUUUCUGAGCCUGACUGACUUCAGCUCGCACUUCUUCUGAAUGUGUGUAAAUUCGCAGGGGAGGCGAGGGCCUGGCAGAGGAUUUUCAGUCCUCACCUUUCCUGUUCACAGCAAGCACAACAUUCAGACAAUAAUUCGGAGGGCCCUUUGUAGCCCUGGCUCGGGGUUGCAGAGGACACCUGCGUGCCUGUGCCCCUUCAACAUGUAAAUCCGAGGUUGUUUAAACCUUCUAUCAGUGGUGCAGCAGCACGAUGGAUUCGAACAGAUCUAGACUACAGAGGUAGGAGCAGCUCUCGUCUCCGGCAAACCACAGUGAACCUGCACAUUCAGAAGGACUAAAUGGCGAGCAAAUGGACUGCUUGAAGCACUGGGUUUGAUUGCUUAAGAGAAGGGGCUCUGCUGAGGACACCCCACAGGAAUCUGUCGGGUAUCUCUCUCAUCCCAGACUUUUCCCUGAUAUGGAACAAAGUGAAGGUGAACAGGAAUCCCAGGCCGAGAGUCACGUGGAGAGCAAGAGCAGCGUGAAAUCCUUGCCUGGGGGAACAGCCCAUGUCAAACUAGAGAUAAAAAAACAUGCAGUUACAGACGACUACAAACUCUCCAAACGUGUGCUAGGGUUAGGAAUCAAUGGCAAAGUACUGGAGUGUUUCAACAAGGAGACAGGCCAGAAAUGUGCUUUGAAGCUCCUGUACGACAACCCCAAGGCCCGUCAGGAGGUCGAGUAUCACUGGAGAGCCUCAGGGUGCCCUCACAUUGUCCAUGUCCUGGAUGUGUAUGAGAACAUCCACAAUGGAAAGAGAUGCCUGCUCAUUGUCAUGGAAUGCAUGGAAGGAGGAGAGCUGUUUAGCAGGAUCCAGGAGAGAGGAGACCAAGCUUUCACUGAGAGAGAAGCCUCUGAAAUAAUGAGAGACAUUGGGACAGCCAUCCAGUACCUGCACUCCAUGAACAUUGCACACAGAGACGUCAAGCCUGAAAACCUGCUUUACACAUCUAAAGACAAAGAUGCUGUGCUCAAACUCACAGACUUCGGCUUUGCCAAAGAAACCACUGUAAAUGCACUGCAGACCCCCUGUUACACUCCUUAUUAUGUGGCCCCAGAAGUCCUUGGUCCUGAGAAGUAUGACAAGUCAUGUGACAUGUGGUCAUUGGGUGUCAUCACAUAUAUUCUCCUGUGUGGGUUCCCUCCAUUCUACUCAAACACUGGUCAAGCCAUUUCUCCAGGGAUGAAGAGAAGAAUUCGGAUGGGGCAAUAUGGAUUUCCCAAUCCAGAGUGGGCUGAAGUAUCAGAGGAAGCCAAACAACUCAUUCGCCAUUUACUGAAGACUGACCCAACAGAGAGGAUGACAGUCUCUCAGUUUAUGAAUCACCCUUGGAUUAAUAGAUCAAUGUCAGUGCCACCAACUCCUCUUCACACUGCACGGGUCCUGCAAGAGGAUAAAGACCACUGGGAUGAAGUUAAAGAGGAGAUGACCAGUGCUCUGGCUACCAUGAGGGUGGACUAUGAUCAGGUGAAAAUCAAAGACUUGAAAACGUCCAACAACCGCCUCCUGAACAAGCGCCGCAAGAAGCAGAAGCAGGCGGGCGCCUCCUCUGCGGCCCCAGGCUGCAACAACCAGUGAGGGCAGGAGCCAAGAGGGACCUGUGGGUGGAGGGUAAAAGUUAAACAGCAAUUGAAAAUCAUGUGAUCAUCUCGGCCCACACCACAAAGGCAAUGAGACCAUGAAGAUGCUAUCCUGCAAAGAGGGAACAGUGUGAUAAUGUUUUGGUAACUCGAAUCAGGGCUUUGCUUUUGAAGACUAAUGGAUCUGACAUGAUUCUGUUGCAUAUUGCAAGGGAAAGUACAGUAAUGCCAGAAGUUUUACAGGUUUUUGGUUUGGCUUUUGCUGUGUAGGACAAGAGGAGAGAACAGGAGGCAGUCUCAGCACAUUAAUGCACUGAGGCUUUAACAGCCAUCUACAAGAGUAACUUCUGCUGCUGUUUUAAACUGGGGAAUAGGAAAGUGCCAAGUGUUCUGCUAAGAGUGUUUUAGUAGUUUAGUAGAAUUGGUAAUAGUCUUUAUUUCCAAACUUACCUCCUAUAGUUACAGAAUAUCAUCUAAACUGUAAACAGAUGUUCUUGUUACAGGAAAAAGCAUCCAUACAUUUCCCUUUCCAUGAAGUCCUCUGUGUAGUCUCAUGUGAAGAUUUGAGUUUGUCAUGGAUUCCCAUUUGAUAACAUGUAAAUUUUCUGAGCUGUAGCCACUAUGUUGUAUCUUUGCCACUGUCAAACCCCUCUCUUGUAAUGUUUUUAAUUUAACUGGUACUUUAUGUGAAGAGUUUCAGUGAGGAUUUAAGUAGUUGAAAGUAUCCUGCAGAGAAUAUUUCUGUUCCCCUUGGAUCCACAACCUCCAGGGCGUGCAGCUGGACUUGCAAGGGAUUGCUUUAGAAGAGAGAGUUCUGAAAUUUGGGAAAAAAGUGGCAAAUGCAUGUUCUCUGAAUGGACCCUGUAAUCUGCCAGCAUCCCUUCUGGUAAUUAUCUCCAGAUCCUGUGCCUAAGAUGUGCUGAUCACAGCAAAUUGUGGGGUGUUGGGGUUGGUUUGUUUCCUGGGGUCAAGAAGGGGGAGGAUGGUACUUUAUUUAUGGUGAUUUGGUGGUGUUUCAGGAUCCAAAGAUUUUCACUACUUAAGGAAGAUUACUUUUAAGUACAUCCAUCCAUUGGUUUUUUCCUAUUUUAAUUCUUCUUAUUUCAUGGGAACCUGGCCUUGGUUUGCUGGUAUGUUUUAUUUUGUGAUCAAAAUAUUUUUUCUCACUAUAUUUUUGAGUUUGGCCUUGGUUUUAGUUUAGGUGAAGCAAAUAUUUGUGAAAGUGUUAUCAGAGUCUGGGAUGAAUAUGAUGUGCUUCCAGUGAUGCAGGCAAAUGCACCUUUGAGGUAGGCAGUACUGGUGUGUUAAUAGGCCUGCAAGAGUGUAGAAAGGCAAAAAGGAAAACAGGGCUCCAAAGUGGAUCUGAAUUGUCAGAUCAGAGUGACACACAGCAAAGCUCAGCUCAAGGCUUUGGACCUUGUCUGGGGAGCCCAGUUCCCAUCUUCAGAAUGGUGAAUGAGACCUCAAUUCUCCUUUGUGAACUGGUCCUAGGGUUUUGUAACAUGAUUUAUUAAAAUCAGUUUUUAAUAUUC